Molecule: messenger RNA, 306 nt
Organism: Fusarium pseudograminearum CS3096
Lineage: Eukaryota; Fungi; Ascomycota; Sordariomycetes; Hypocreales; Nectriaceae
Exons: 3
Coding region: 1-306 (101 amino acids)
Source: RefSeq, a predicted model, not a curated record
AUGCCUAAGGCUGCUGCUCCCGCCAAGCGUGCGACCAGAACUAAGCGGGCCAAGAAGGACCCCAACGCUCCCAAGCGCGGCCUGUCUGCCUAUAUGUUCUUUGCCAACGAACAACGUGAGAACGUCCGUGAGGAAAACCCUGGCAUCUCUUUCGGUCAGGUCGGCAAGCUCCUCGGUGAGCGAUGGAAGGCCCUCAACGAGAAGCAACGUGCUCCCUAUGAGGCCAAGGCCGCCGCUGAUAAGAAGCGGUACGAGGAUGAGAAGCAGGCCUACAAUGCCGAUCAGGAAGAAGAGGAGUCUUCUUAG